This is a messenger RNA of Diorhabda carinulata, 9731 nucleotides long. It is a transcript of the gene Smurf, whose product is annotated as E3 ubiquitin-protein ligase SMURF2. The transcript is spliced from 12 exons. The record is from RefSeq and is a predicted model, not a curated record. Gene Ontology annotation, molecular function: ubiquitin protein ligase activity; protein binding. Lineage: Eukaryota; Metazoa; Arthropoda; Insecta; Coleoptera; Chrysomelidae. Bases 110 to 2980 code for a protein of 956 amino acids. Gene Ontology annotation, biological process: negative regulation of BMP signaling pathway; ubiquitin-dependent protein catabolic process.
GUUGUUGUUUUAUGUGUUUCGUAACAAUUGCAAUUAAAAUAUCAACAUGGCGUUAAAAAGUUAACGUGUAGUGAUAUGAGGACAAUAAAAAAAAAUAGUUUAAAUAAUAAUGUCCAACGCACCACCAAAUCGCCGCAAUGGUGCACAAAAAAUACGAUUAACAAUUUUAUGUGCUAGAAACUUGGUUAGAAAAGAUUUAUUCCGGCUUCCUGAUCCAUUUGCAAAGAUAUCUGUAGAUGGUAGUGGACAGUGUCAUUCAACAGAAACUGUGAAAAAUACAUUAGAUCCUAAAUGGAAUUCACAUUAUGAUCUGUAUAUAAGUAAAAGUGAUAGUAUUACAAUUUCAGUUUGGAAUCAUAGGAAAGUUCAUAAAAAACAGGGAAGUGGAUUUUUGGGAUGUGUUCGGAUAGUAAAUAAUCUCAUACAAAGGCUUAAAGAUACAGGAUAUCAGUGUUUAGAUUUAGGCAAAGCAAAUGCAGAAGACGAGCCAGUGAAAGGGCAAAUUAUCAUAUCUCUAUUAUCAAGAGAUGGACCAUGUGGGGGUACUCCUUUAGCAAUUGUAGGUCCUCUAGGCGAUCUUAGGGGACCUGCAGAUCAUGAAAAUUCUAAUUCAACUUCAAACUGUACCAAUACAGAACUGCCACCUGGCUGGGAAGAACGCAGAACUCCCAAUGGCCGAUUAUAUUAUGUUAAUCACAUCACAAAAUCAACUCAAUGGAUAAGACCUCAAGCAAGUGCAAAGUCAAGAACAAACAGACCUAGGAUAAAUAAUAAUGUAAAUUUGAAUGUAGAUAAUAAUAAUAUUGAUACUAACAGAAACAUAGAACCACUAAAUAAUAACACUCCUACAAUUACUACUACGACCACAACAACAACUGAAACAUCACAAUCUCCAGUAACACCAUCUUCCAGUACGACCACAGUAUCUCCCUUAAUUAGUCCACAAAAGGAACAACCAUCCCAACCAAGAACAGUACCGACAACAUCAGCAACUACUCCUGCUCAAUCUCCUUUUGCUUCUGUAUCUCCCACAUCCACUGCAGUAGUUCCGGCGCCUAACAAUAUUAGUUGUAAUGCACCUUCAGUACCUGUCGCACCUGUUAAUACUGUCAGUACAUGUGUAGCUUCAACAAGCAAUGUUAGUAGACUAGUGAGUAGUCCACAACAAAGAAUAGCUACGAGAGAAAGAAGGCCGAGACCUAACAAUGAAGGUGAAAGAAGAGAGGGUAGUAGUAGGAGAAGGCAAGGUAGGAAUAGGAAUUCAGUAAAUGGGGCAGCAUCACCUAGUGGAAGUAAUAAUAAUCAGAAUGGACUUUUGGCAGCAAUGAAAAUGGAUUUGCCCCCUGGUUAUGAAUUGCGAACUACUCAACAAGGACAAGUCUAUUUUUAUCAUAUACCUACAGGAGUGUCUACUUGGCAUGAUCCUAGGAUACCCAAGGAUCUUACUCCUUUAAGUCUUGAUUUGGAUCAUCUAGGACCUUUACCCCCUGGUUGGGAAAUGAGGCAAACCAGCUCUGGAAGGAUCUAUUUUGUGGAUCAUAACAAAAGAACCACUCAAUUCACAGAUCCUAGGUUGAAUUCUCAAAUUCUUAAUAAUAUUAUAAGGAGAAAUGGUCAAAACACAAGUCAACCCACCACCAGUACAACUAUUCCAACAGUCACCACUCCUACACCAACUGCUGUCAACAGUACAACUGAAACAGAUGGCCAGGCUUCUUCACAUCAUUCAAAUCCAGAUCCUGUCUCACCUCGAAUCAGAGUUGAACAAAUUAGAAAUGAAGAUCUACCUCAGAGUUUAUUGAACGAAUCUGAACAUUUACCAAAAUACCGACGGGAUCUAGUUGCUAAAUUGAAAGUUCUGAGAGCCGAAUUAAAUGCUUUACAACCACAAAGUGGACAUUGUAGAUUAGAGGUAUCUCGUAACGAAGUUUUUGAAGAGAGUUAUAGACUUGUAAUGAAAAUGCGUCCAAAAGACAUGAGAAAAAGAUUAAUGGUAAAAUUUAGAGGUGAAGAAGGUCUGGAUUAUGGAGGAGUAGCCAGAGAAUGGCUACACUUGUUAUCUCGUGAAAUGCUGAAUCCUCAGUAUGGCUUAUUCCAGUAUAGUAGAGAUGAUCACUAUACUCUACAAAUCAACCCUGAUUCUUCUGUCAAUCCUGAACACCUGUCUUAUUUUCAUUUUGUGGGGAGGAUACUGGGAAUAGCAGUCUUUCAUAAUCAUCAGCUGGAAGGUGGAUUUACUUUGCCUUUUUAUAAACAACUUUUGAACAAACCAAUUACACUUCAGGAUAUCGAGGGAGUCGAUCCCGAGUUGCACAGAAGUCUCACCUGGAUGUUAGAGAAUAACAUCGAUGGUGUACUAGAUACUAACUUUGCUGUAGAGAACAACAGCUUUGGGAUUGUCAAAGUGCAUGAACUAAAACCAGGAGGGGCAUCAAUAUCAGUUACAGAAGAAAAUAAAAGAGAAUAUGUAAAACUUUAUGUAAAUUAUCGAUUUAUGCGAGGUAUAGAACAACAGUUCUUAGCUCUCCAAAAAGGAUUUUCUGAAUUGAUACCUUCAACUUCCUUGAGACCAUUUGAUGAAAGGGAGCUGGAACUUGUUAUUAGUGGAAUUGGAUCGAUAGAUAUUGCUGAUUGGCGUGCACAUACGAGAUUAAAACACUGUACACCAGAAACGCCAGUAGUUCAAUGGUUUUGGCAAGCUGUAGAUUCUUAUUCUGAAGAAAUGCGCGCACGACUUCUACAAUUUGUUACAGGAAGUUCUAGAGUACCUCUUCAAGGCUUCAAAGCUUUGCAAGGCAGUACAGGUGCAGCGGGGCCCAGGCUUUUUACAAUACAUUGUGUAGAUGUGUCUCCACAAAAUCUGCCUAAAGCACAUACUUGCUUCAACAGAAUAGAUAUACCACCUUAUGAGUCAUAUCAGGUAUUGUUAGAUAAACUUACUCAGGCUGUUGAAGAAACUUGUGGGUUUGCAGUAGAGUGAGAAUAAACUGUUAACCAGUCUACUUAGCUGUGGUAGUUGAGAAGCUCAUUUGGAAGACUGUCAAAGUGCCUUUUUUAAGUUUUCACAUUCUUAUUCUAUUUCUCACAAGUGCCUAUUACGCUAGUCAUGAUAUCACACGAGCACCAAAACAUGAUAGAGCUUGUGCUAAAUCAAACUUUCUAAUGAUCACAUUUGAUUAUAUCGGUUUCAAUCUAAAACUGAUUCGGGACGAUACUAUGUUGUACCUAAAACAUGCCAAAACUGAGUAAAUUUUCUUGAAAAAAGUUAGUGAUUGUUGUAACUUCUGUUGAGCAUAGCUUUAUGUAGCUGAAAAGCACGUGAAAGGCAUUUAAUACUGUCCAUAUUGUCUGUGAUUAAGAUCUCGAUUUGUUUUCUCUGAAUACAAUGCCUUAUAAGGAUCAAGAUCACAUCAGCAAAUUUGGUAAAUAUUUAAAAAUCAAUCUAUAAUUACGAAAAUUAAUUAUUUUUGUUAUAAUCCAGACCAUACCAUAUAAACUUUACAUAUCCAUUAAAAGCCUUACAUUUAAAAAUCACAAGUAGAAUAUACAAUUAUUAUUUUUUACAUUUAUUCACAGAAAUGUUCACUACUAGUUUUAAAAAAAUUUAAAGUGAGGCAGAGUUUGCAAAUUCAUUUAUAAGCUAACCUCACAUAUUCAUAAUAAAUUUUUGACUUUGACGUUUAAAUCGUAAAAUAACUUUUUCGUAAUUCUAGAUAAGUACGUUUUUCCACUAUGUAUAGAUCUUUCAUAAAAGGUAGCUAAUUAAGUUCAUAAUACUGCCUGAUAUGGUAUUUCUUUUAUAUUAAAUUUGUUUUUAUUUUUUAAGGACACACUCAAAUUGUAAAAAAUACUUCUUUAAAAAAGUACUAAUAGACCAGCACUGAAAAAUUCUUGAUAAUAAUUAGAUGUUCGGAUUCUAGUAUACGAAGAAAAAUACAAAGGACUCCCAAUGUAUAUGUAAGAGCGGAGAGCCAUCAAUAUUUACCAAAAAUUUAGAUUUGUUCAAAAAAAUUUAGGAUUUCAAUGGAAUAAAGCUAAUAUAUACAUUUUUCUAAAUUAACUGAAAUUUCAUCAAAUUGAAUUUUGAAAAUGCACGAUAUUUUUAGAUUUAUUUAUGUUGAAUAAGAAUUAAUUUUGAUAAAUAUUCUAUUUCAAUCACAAAGUUCACUUUUUUUGUAAACAACUUUUCUAAUUUUCAGUAACAGCUUAGGUUUCUGGGGUACCUUUAAUAUCCUUUUCAAGGUCUUCAAGAUAGUAUUUGUUGUUACAAAUCCUAUUUAUCCUAUUCCUUUAUUUUUUAUCACACCAAUAUAUUACCUAACAUUGAAUAUUCUAUUUAGGAAUUCUUCACAGAAACUGAUUGUAACAAUCUUUACUUCUACAUAUAUUUAAUGAUAAAUGUUUUGUUUUAAUGAAAAUUGUCACUAAUGUAAGAAGUUUCGCCUUGAAAAAUACUCAUUUUUGUUCUUCUUCCAACUUAACUAAUUAUUAGUGAAGCUAUCAGGUUUUCUUUUUCAAGGAUGGAGCCCUCUGGAGAUACUAGUUUUUUCCUUCCUUUGUUUUUAAAUUGUUGAAAUUAUAAUUUUUUUUUGGAUUUAUAUGUGAUUUCUUUUUAUUAAAUUAGAAAAUGACGUAAAAUAAGCUUUUUUUGUUAUUUCAACAUUUCUGUAAAGCUGUCCUAAUAAUGAAUACAUAGAGUAACCACGUAGGAUAGCCAGUCCCGAGCUUUUUGGAAUUUGCAAUAAAGUAACACAAUAAUGACAGAUUGUUUAUUGGAUUCAAAAAUUCUUUACUAAGUUUCACAAAAUUUUAUGCCAAUAUUACAUAUUACUACAUUUUUAUUAUACCAUAGGAUAAGUUAAUGUCAUUAUUAGAUAUUUUUGAAAAUUAUGUUCUUAUUAAAUGUUAAUGCAGCCUUGGAUUUUAUUAUAUUAUUAUAAAUAAAUAUUAACAUUUAUAAAACAAUUUGUAAUUUAGUACAUAAUUUGCAUGAAAAUUGGUAUUGGAUAAGGACAAUAGAAAUAACCCUACAUUCACUUAUUAUGUUGCUUAUUUCAAUGAUUUUGAAAAAUCUAAGUAUCAUUACUUAUGCUGAUUUACAUGGUAUAAUAAUAAUUUACUAAAAAUAUCACAAAAAGAUUUUUGUGAUAUUUGAUGUAAUAGCAUAAAAAUAAUUAACAAUCUAUUCUAAUACAAAAGGUUAUUUUGAUCAAGCCAUAGGAAAAUUGGGAAAAUAUUUUUAUUACCGAUUGUGUGUUACUCUGCAUGUUUGAGAAUAUCUCCAAAUCUCUAUUUAGUACCACUCAUGCUUUGAUGCUAUGUUAACAGCAAAAUCGUCGAAAUAAAAGUUAUCUGACAUCUAAUUAAAAGCAGUAAAUUGCCUUUGCAAUAUUGACUUUUAAAAUAAUGGUAUUGUAACAAAUAAUUUUAGUUAAAAAAAUAUAAAAAAAUACACGUAAUUUUGUAUGCUUACCUUCAAACAGCACCUGAAGUCUAUUUAUCGAAGAAAAAUAGUAAACCAUAUUUACGCAUAGUGCACGUUAUCAGAGUUGAAAACGCCAAAGCCGAAUAUGUAACAGAACCGUGAGGUCUGAAAUAGAUGCAAAAUGAACGGCCAAAAUAUGGAACACAUUCAAUUAAAAAGAUGUGUAUUGAAACAUUAAAAUGAAAUCUUAAUUUUUUACCUCAAUACACAAACACAUUUUCUUAUUUCCCAUCAGAUGGCAUUGAGCUUCCACUGUCGUCAACAUUUAUAAUAAGGGGUUCAACUUGCUCAUAAAUGACAAUAUCUUUAUUCCACAUUGUGAAUUUAACCUUUUCCUGGACAUGUUGAAAAGACUUUUUCCACUUAUCAGGUAUAAUUCUGUGGAUAGCUUUGUGGAAAAUAUUUUCAACAUCAGAAAAUUAAAUGUUUUUUUCUGCUGCAACAUAUUGUUUCAUAUUUGCCCAGAUCAACUUAAUAGGAACUUCAUACAUGGCUCCGCGCGGGUCUCUAUCAGAAAGCAUCCUCUCCAAGUGUCCCAGGCGCAACCCCCUCCCCCCGGAUGAAUCCCACCAAAUUUGUCUCAGCUCGGCAUUCCUCCGGAUUCUCCACGCACCGCUCUCGCAAACUGGGCCAAAAAUAUUUCGAAGAGCCUUACGUUCCCAGCAGCUCUAAAUCCGCUCACUUGUCGUCACAUUCCAUGUCACACAUCCGUAUGUGACUACGGAAUGGAUUAUUGUCUUGUAAAUUGUGAGCUUUGACCUUUGUGAGAGCCCUCUAAACUUGACCGCUCUCUGGACUCCUCAGAAGCAUAUGUUCCCCGCGUUGAUCUCCGUUUUCACGUUCAAGGAGCGUUGCUCUCUGACUUGGAACGUAGUUUGGAAGGUCAGAGUUCUCCUUUACAUGGUUUUCUGUUCUUUGAUUUUGAGUAAUCUUACUUCAACUGCAUAUAUAUAUAUAUAUAUAUAUAUAUAUAUAUAUAUAUAUAUAUAUAUAUAUAUAUAUAUAUAUAUAUAUAUAUAUAUAUAUAGACGAGGUGCUGUGUGAGCCUAUUGCAAAUAGUUCCUGCGGCACAUUCUCCUUAUCCUUAUCUUCGUUAAUUGCUCUCAGAAUGUUUUCCACUUUAGAUAACUCAAGAAAAAAUUGUGCACAAUUCUUUUGUCGACAUCAUCAAUUGAAUUAUUAUUUUUUCCUUGAUGGAUACUUUUUUGGGUCGGCCACUGAAUGAUUAACUCUACUCACAAACGAUUCGUACAUACUUGAAGAAGAUACUCCCGAAAUAUUAGCCUUUUUGGAAAUAACGUCAUCAACAGUCUUGUCAUCAUUUUCUUGCAUUUUUUUUUAAUAAAUAUACACAAUCAUUUGUUUUUUGCUAGCAUUAAAAAGAAGCCUUUUAGGCGGAGUAUAACUAAUGUCAACAACUUCAUCAAACUGUAUCCGUGUCAGACAUGUUUAAAAAAUCACGCAACAGACAAAAAUAAACAACGAUGCCGCGUCUCGUUUCGUCCGGUAUAUUCACGUGCAGAUUAUUAUUUUGGUUUACUAUUUUUCUUUGAUAACCAGACUUUAACUUAACAUAAAAUGUCUACAUUUAAUCCAAUCUUCCUAUAUGAAGACCACCAAAUUAGGUGAAUGUAAAAAGACCAAAUAUUAGGUUGUCAAAAUUAUUUAUUAGUCAACAUGCAAUGAAUUAUAUUUAUUCUAAAGAUACAUUUAUCAAAUGAGCAUAAUCAGUCUUUUUAUUUUUAUUAGAGCCUCUUCAAUGUAUCCAAUAAUUUUAGAUUGCAAUGAAUCUUUUGAUCUGGAGGUCCUUUAUAAAGACUCCUCUGUUAGAGGAGAGUCUUUAUCAAACUUCCAUAGGCACUAUUAAUUUAUGUAUAUGCAUAAACCUUAUGAAAUUCCUGGUCUGUACUCGAAUUCGAACCAUUCAAUGUUCAAUUGUUUUCCAAUCCAGUUGUAUAGUUUAUUGCUGUAUAGUUUUACUUUAAAUUAUUUAUGUAAUAAGUAAAUGUAAUGGUAGUUCCACUACGACCAAAUAUUAUAUUUAAUAUAACUUGAGUUAGUAAAGAACUGAUCUAUGCUUGUUACUGAGUAUUCAAAGCUGUGCCUUGGUGUAGUGUUUUAACACUUCUAUAUAAUCAGAAGUAUAUUUAUGAAAUGUAGCUCGGAAAAAAUUUCAUAUGAAAAGAAUUUUCGGAUAUCUCUCCAAGAAUGUUUUAUAAACAAACAUUUUUUAAGCUCAAGACAAUAGCAAAGGAAUCUGGCAGAAAAACUGGUUCCAAAGGAAAAAAACUCACUUCUAGUUUUCCCUUAAACUAUAUUUUUGGUUUUCCGUUUUAUAACAUAGAAUUAUGUUGUUUUGUACAUCAAUUCACUAAAUCUGGUUAAAACAUUUGAGACUGCUAAAACAUUAAGUUUGUAAGAGGUGUUUCAACAUUUAUAUUCAUAUUAUAAACGAAAUAUAUUUGAAUUGGACAACACUGUUAAUAUUGCAUAGAUAGUUCUUUAUAAAACUGGGUUAAGGAAAAUAUUUAAUUUACUCUUUGUUUACGGAUGUCUUUACUAACAUUUUUACAAAAAAUGUCAUUUAUACUGCUUGGAUAGGAUUAAAUAUAUUUGGAAAGAAAUAAAAAUUCUAUAUUUUUCUAUAUAUUCAAAAUUUGUCCAGAUUUACACAUUAACCGAAUCUGGUAAUUCAAGUCAGCUUAACAAUAACUAAAAGUGCAGCUUUGCUGAUUUUCCGUGGAAUAAUAAUAAUCUUUUGUACUUUUUCGUUUUAUUGGACCUGACGGACUACAGAUCUCCAUCAAAUAUUUUCAUUGUGACAAAUGAAUAUUCUUCUGUCUUACAAUUAGCAAGUAUAAAUUAUAUAAUUCAGAUGUAAAAUCCUAUUUUUUCCACAUUGUUUUCAUAAUCUGGUAUACCCCUUGAUUUAUGGCUUAGUUAUUAAAAUAAAAUGUUUCCAUUGUUAUUCCAUAAUAUGGUAGUAUAAAACAAACUUAUAUUUUUAGCACUGGUCAAAUGAAAACUAAGUGUUUCUUUUAGAAAUGUAGCAUUAAUUUUAUAGUUGUGUGAAUCAGUCAAACUUUAAUUCUAUUCUAAGUCGUCCCAUAUUUUUCUUUAUUCCCUGCCUUACUUGUCAAAGUUUAAGACCACAUUUCAAAUAUUUUUUCCUUUCACCUUUCCAGAUGUCGUAUAAGGAUUCCUGUUGCGCCCAUUUCUUCCAAUAUAAUCUGUCUUUAUAUGGUCUAUUUCUUAGACUACCCUUUCGUUUUUUUUUGUAGUAAAUAUGUCACUUGUAUACUUUUAAAACUAUUAUUUUUUUUUUAUUAUUAUACAAUUAUUAAUUUGGGUUUAUUUAUGUUAAAUUUUCAUUUUUUCUAUUUCUAAGACAAACAAUUUCAAAUUGAAAAAAAUUUACUUGACAAAAACGCCUUUGUAUUUCAUUAAAUACUUAGGUACAAAUUAUUUAAUAAAUUACUUUCAUUUAUUACCCCAUUAUACUCCCAGAUAAAUUAUAUGUCUAUUAUUAUUAGUAUUAACAAUCACCAUAUAAAACAAUUUUUUUUACGUUUAAUUUGACCAGGUAUAAAAAAUAGACAUGAUACAAACAAUAUUUACUUAUUCAUUUUCUAGUUAUAGAAUUACUAGAAAUCGAUAAAUGAUCAGAGGUUUUAUUUAAAUUGGCCAAUUAUUUGGCAAUUAGUUAUAAGUAAAGUUUAUAAACAGGCAUCGUACUCAUUGUUACAAAAACUAAAAAGUCGAACUUAUCAACAUUUAAUAUAAUAAAAUCGAUAUUCUUUGUAGUUGAACUUUCCUUUUUCAUCAUAAUAAUGAUAUCUCACUCAUUAAUAAGCAGCUUAUAGUACUUUAUUUGAUUUCUUUCAAAAUCUAAGUGCUAGUAUUUGAAACUGACAAUACAAUAAGUAUAUAAAUAAAUUUUUAUUUAAAAUAUAUUCAGUAUGUGUUUAAAAACACAGUAUUAUCGAUUUUAUUACUGCUAAAGUUGGGUAAUAGUAAGAUUUAAUCUGCAAUAUUGAAUUGUAACAAUUUAUACGAUGUCUAUAUAACCUAAAAUUUAAAAUUAUUCGAAAAAGUCUGUGUUAAAACCUUAUAGUUGUGAUGUAAAAUUUUUAUUUAAAUUACUCCAUUAAAAUUUUCGAUGUAAUGCCGGCAGGCAUUUUUAUAAAAGAAAUUGUUAUUCAAACUGUAAUACUUAACCUGUUGAAUAAAUGCUUUACUUUCUUAA